This is a messenger RNA of Centruroides sculpturatus (bark scorpion), 1784 nucleotides long. Its product is annotated as sialin-like. Gene Ontology annotation, molecular function: transmembrane transporter activity. Lineage: Eukaryota; Metazoa; Arthropoda; Arachnida; Scorpiones; Buthidae. The coding region runs from base 230 to 1660 and encodes 476 amino acids. The record is from RefSeq and is a predicted model, not a curated record. The transcript is spliced from 10 exons. Gene Ontology annotation, biological process: transmembrane transport; monoatomic anion transport.
GAGUUCAAAUUUCAUUUGGGAAUGACAUUGUUUCUAGUGUGGAUGUUGGUUAUUUACUUAUGAUAGAAGAUAAAAUAAAGAAUAAAUGAUAGAAAUAUGAAUAAAUUUUUAUGGAAAAUUUCCCAUGCAAGUGAUUCUAUAUCGUAAUUUUAUAUUGUUAUAUAUCUAGAAAAGAAAAAUUCUACAGUUCUUAUCACACUGUUAAGAAAAGAAAUAACACAGAAUAAAUAUGAAUUUGAAAGUUUGCCCUCCCGCUCGUUAUGUCCUGGCAUUAUUUUUAUUUUUGACCUAUACAUUGUUAUACUGCCAAAGAUCUAUACUAAGUGUUUCCAUUCUAGCCAUGGUCAAUCACACGGCUAUUUUUAACAUGCAAAAUGAAACAACGUCCGACGAAUGUCCAAACCAAACUCAUUCAAAUAUUACCAUCGGUUACGAAGAGGGUUCCUAUAUCUGGACACAGUCAACCCAAGGAAUAAUUCUAGGAAGUUAUUUCUAUGGCAGCGUGUUUGCACAACUGUUGGGUGGUUCCACUACGUUUUUAUUAGGACCGAAGAAAGUAUUCGUAAUUUCCACGUUUGUAUCAUCAGUAUUCGUUCUUCUGACACCUUUCACUGCAGAUAUUGGUGUUAUAGUCAUAUCGUUAUUUCAAAUAAUCGUCGGAUUAGCGCAAGGUAUCUCCUUUCAUGCCUCUUUCUCUCUCCUGGCUAGAUGGAGUCCGGUAAGCGAAAAGACCACGUUAUCAUCAUUAUCUUACAGUGGUAUCCAAGUAGGUAAUAUUGUUGGUUUAAUCGCGACAGGAUAUCUUUGCCAUUAUGCAGGAUGGCCUUCAAGUUUCUAUACUUUUGGAGCCUGUGGACUUGUACUUUCCUUGUGUUUACUGUUUGUGAUUUACGAUAGACCGCAAAACCAUCCCAGGAUAUCUAAUAAAGAACUAAUAUUUUUAAAUGAAAAUGUGGCUAAUGUAGCUUCAGAAGACUGUAAAUUGAGCAUACCAUGGAAAGAUAUAUUAACUUCAAGAGCCGUGUGGACUGUAGCAUUCACAAAAGUAUGUUGGGGAUUUGGUUAUUAUACAAUAUUGACUAAACUUCCGUCAUAUUUACAAAUAAUUCUUCAUUUUCCUAUUCAUGAGAAUGGUGUAAUGAAUGCAUUGGUAUACGCCUUGGAUGUUGUAACAAUUAUACUUUCUGGUUUUAUGGCAGACUUUGUAAGAAGACGUGGAUGGUUAAGUAUAACUAACAUCAGAAAAUUAGCUGAAGCACUUGGUACAAUUGGCCCGGGACUUUGCAUCUUAUCGAUUCCUUUCAUCGGUUGCAAUAGCAUUAACGUAAUCUUGUGUUUAGCUUUUUCUAUGGGAUUCUUUGGUUUUUGUAUGGCAGGAGAUGUUGCAAUUGUGCUCGAUUUGGCUCCCGAUUUUUCAGGUAUCCUCUUUGGAUUAACCAAUGGUUUGUCCAGUAUCACUGGAAUCAUCUCGCCCUAUGUUGCUGGACUCAUCUUAGACAAAGACCAAGGAGAUAUAGUUCAAUGGAGCUACGUAUUCUAUUUGGCAUCUUCGUUUUAUUGUUUGAGUGCUUUUGUAUUUCUUAUAGCAGCAACUGCAGAGCUACAACCUUGGGCAAUCACGCAAUCAAUCGAAAAGAAAGAAACUAAACUUGAACUAUAAGCAACAGUGAAAAAUUUAAAGAUUUACAUGUAUUAGCUAGAUUUUAAAUGCUUUCGGUAUAUUAGUAUACAUGUUACUAUGAGAUAGUGUAUAUAUCAAGACAAACUUUCUUUCUAUGUGAAUG